CGCAGCGUUUAAAAGACGGGAGGCUGAGCUCCUUCUGCAUCCAGCCUCACAGUCCUGGACUAACAGAUUUGGAUUUUUUCAGGUCAGAAGCUUCCCUGCAGAAGAAAAGCAAGAUGGUGGCAGUUUUCUUCUUCGUCUUCCUUGGCAUCCCGAUGGCAAGGAUGGCAGCUGUUCCUCUGAAAGCAGCUGACAGUGAAAACCAAAUCAAUGAGGGGUUGGAUGCCACGGAUGCCAUCUCCAAAGCAAACGCUGGCAUAAAGACUCCACUGAUCUACGGUGACAUUGCUCCGAGCAAAAAUAGGAACGCAGUCCCAUGCACGGCCACCGGCUGCACGUGGCCCAAAUCUGGAAGCUAUGUCUACGUUCCCGUCUACAUCGCCCCCUCAUACUCCGUGGCAGAGCGUAACGUCAUCAUCAAUGGCCUGUUGAGCUUCCACUCCUCCACCUGCAUUCGCUUUGUCUGGAAGGACUCGAGCCAUCGGGACUUCCUUUACUUCUACCCUGGAACCGGGUGCUGGUCCUACCUGGGCCGUCAGGGCGGACUGCAGCAGGUGUCUCUGCAGAGCAAUGGCUGCCUGUAUCACUCCACGGUGCAGCAUGAGGUCAACCACGCUCUGGGCUUCCACCACGAACAGGUCCGCUCUGACAGAGACUCCUACAUCCAGGUCCUCACCCAGAACAUCGUCCCAGGGCAAGAACACAACUUUGUAAAGAUAGCGACUAACAACCUGGGAACUCCCUACGACUUCAACUCCGUUAUGCAUUACAACAAGUUUGCCUUCUCCAGAAAUGGCCAACCGACUCUCCUGGCCAAAACUAAUCCUUCCCUCGACUUUGGAAGGGCCACAACGAUGAGCGUCAACGACAUCGCCCGCAUCAACAGGCUCUACAAAUGCUAAUAAAGGAGAAACUUCAGCGUUACCCUGGAUCGGCUCUGACCUGCUCCUCUCACAAAAUCUCAUCUCAGAGCAACAGAAACUUUUCCUCUGCUGUCUCAUUUACUGCUUAUCUAUACAACUACAUAACUGCUGAAGACAGUUGUCUCUUACAGAAAGAAACAGAUUUUUAGAUCAAAUUCAAAGAAACGUACUGCAGGUUCUCCUGCUGGACGAGUGUGGUAUUACAUCUCAAUCUGUUAGAAUACAUAUCGGUGUUUAUUGGUGACGGAUUUCUUAUCAAAAAGGUUUUUCCUUUGGGUUGGCUUUUUUUCUUUGCAUCUGCUUUAAAAAAUGGAAAGGAAUGUUUCAAUUGAAGAUAAAUCUAUGGGGAAUUUUGGUUAAGUAAAUUAUAUUGUGACAUAAAAACAAUGAAAGAUAGUCAGAUGGAUUGGACUGGUAUAAAAUGUCUCAAUAAAAGUCAAUUAUUCAAGAAUAUACAACCUAUGGGAAUGUAAAAUGUAAAAGUUCCCCAAUCACAUUUGGCCUAAAAAAUGUUUUUAUCAACAGAAUGUUACAAGAUCUCAUCCAACAUGUUUUAUUCUGAGAUUUAAUGGUAUUGUAAUCCAUUCAGUCAAGUACAAAAUAAAAUUUGAUCAUUCCAACA
Molecule: messenger RNA, 1542 nt
Organism: Gambusia affinis (western mosquitofish)
Lineage: Eukaryota; Metazoa; Chordata; Actinopteri; Cyprinodontiformes; Poeciliidae
Product: hatching enzyme 1.2-like
Exons: 10
Coding region: 114-899 (261 amino acids)
Biological process (GO): proteolysis
Molecular function (GO): metalloendopeptidase activity; zinc ion binding
Source: RefSeq, a predicted model, not a curated record